Messenger RNA from Cokeromyces recurvatus, 1665 nucleotides. RefSeq names its product CDP-alcohol phosphatidyltransferase-domain-containing protein. NCBI's taxonomy places the organism in Eukaryota, Fungi, Mucoromycota, Mucoromycetes, Mucorales, Mucoraceae. Gene Ontology annotation, cellular component: membrane. The transcript is spliced from 4 exons. Gene Ontology annotation, molecular function: phosphotransferase activity, for other substituted phosphate groups. The record is from RefSeq and is a predicted model, not a curated record. Gene Ontology annotation, biological process: phospholipid biosynthetic process. Bases 266 to 1606 code for a protein of 446 amino acids.
CUCUUGGUGCAUCAUCAUAUUACUUCUUUUUAACCAUCGUCUGUCGGUAAAGAUGAUACCAAGGGACCUUUUUUUUUCAUGUGAAAUAGAUCAUAUUUGUUGGGGGUCGGGUGUAACGUAUAUGAAAGAAGAGUCUAUAAGCAAGCAAUAUCGUACAGAGAUUUGAUCAGUAUUCUAUAUAUAUUAUAUCCUUUCCCUUUUUCUCUCUCUCUCUUUCUUUCUCUCUCUCUCUCUCACUCAUAUAUAUAUACAUAUAUAUAUUCUCAUGUUUGGAUCAUCAACUGUAUUAAAGGCAGAAUUUUUAACAAGAGAGCAAUUAAGCGCACUUCAUUUAUAUAAAUAUAGAGCAAUAGACAAAUCAUUCGUAAGUAGAUAUGUUUUGAGUCAUUAUUGGAAUUGGUGCGUUCAAUUUUUUCCUAUCAAUAUGGCUCCCAACUUGAUUACUUUGACAGGAUUACUCUUUAUGGUUUUGAACGUCAUUCUAGCCAUCCUGUUUGUUCCUGAUAUGGGUAAUGAGGAUGUAUCAGAGAUAAGAUGGAUUUAUUUUAGUUUUGCCAUUGGUUUAUGGCUUUAUUCUACAUUUGAUAAUGUAGAUGGUAAACAAGCAAGGAGAACAGGUACUUCAAGUCCUUUAGGUGAAUUAUUUGAUCAUGGAUGUGAUGCUAUUAAUUGUUCCUUUGCUGCCAUCUUACAAGCAACUGCUGUUGGAUUAGGUCAUUCAAAGGCAAGUGUCUUAUUGUAUAGUAUUGCCAUGUUGGGAUUUUAUUUAUCGACAGUGGAAGAAUAUCAUACAGGUACACUUUAUUUGGGUUAUAUUAAUGGUCCAACUGAAGGUGUCCUUUUAUCUUGUUUUAUUUUCAUUCUAUCUGGUGUAUACGGUAAGAGCAGUAAAAGAAUAGAAAGAAUAUAUAUAUAUAUGCGUGUGUGUGUGUAUGUGUGUGUGUGUGCGUGCUCAUUCAUUACCACUUCCCUAUAUACAUAUAUAUCAGGUCCCGGUAUAUGGAAAGUACCAAUGAAAGAGGCAGUCAAAGUCGCAUGGCUGCCCAAGAUGAUACAAGAUAUACCAGUCUCUCAUGCAGUCAUUUGGUGGAUUGGAUGUUUAUUUUUAUUUACCCAUGCCCCUACAUGUUUUUAUGCAAUGUAUAAAGCUUGUAAACAAAGACAACAACCUUUUCUUAGAACAAUGUUAGUUCAAAAUAUGCCUAUUGCAACCUAUAUCAUUUGUUUUUAUGCUUGGAUUAUGUCUCCUUAUUCAACUAUCUUGACACAUCAACAUUUUAUAUUAUUUGCUAUCACUACUGGUAUCGUGUUUGGAAGAAUGGCUACAAAAGUGAUUUUAGCUCAUUUAACUAAAUCCAAGUUUCCUAAAUUUACUGUUCUAUUGAUCCCUUUAAUGAUAGGUGCUAUUUUGACAAAUAUACCCAUUUUAUUUCCAGUCAUCAUAGGACCUAUUUUUACACCAAAAUCAGAGUAUGCCUUCUUGUUAGCUUACUUUGGAUUUGCAGUUAUUGCUUAUAUGAGAUGGGCUAUAGUGGUAAUCAAUAGUUUUUGUGAAUUUUUAGGUAUUCAAUGUUUAAUUAUUCCACCAAUAAAAAAGGUAGAAUAAAACUAUUUUAUUGUAUAAUCCAUCUAUCAGUCGCCGUCGUAGUCAAAUUAUAAUGAAAC